Micropterus dolomieu (smallmouth bass) is the source of this 1348-nucleotide messenger RNA. RefSeq names its product coiled-coil and C2 domain-containing protein 1A-like. Gene Ontology annotation, cellular component: nucleus. Gene Ontology annotation, molecular function: DNA-binding transcription repressor activity, RNA polymerase II-specific; RNA polymerase II cis-regulatory region sequence-specific DNA binding. The transcript is spliced from 9 exons. NCBI's taxonomy places the organism in Eukaryota, Metazoa, Chordata, Actinopteri, Centrarchiformes, Centrarchidae. The record is from RefSeq and is a predicted model, not a curated record. Gene Ontology annotation, biological process: regulation of transcription by RNA polymerase II. Bases 211 to 1275 code for a protein of 354 amino acids.
GCGCUAUGCGCGUUGCCACCGGAGACGCAAUGUAGGAAGUAAAUUCCACAGCCUGCCGUCGUUGUUGUUUUGAUAGCUCGAAUAGUUAAACGUGUUAAAAUACACCUGCCUGCGUGUUUAUGUUCAGUAUUUUCUCCUGUUGUUUCUGAGCAGUUUUCGACUUGGAUAACCGACCCGACACUAACAUCACCGACACGGUACUGACAGUCCAUGAGUCGCGGUCGGAACCCCCCUCCCCGGGGUCAAGGGGCAGCCCGAGCCAAACAGAUGGGGCUGCUCCUUGACCUGUCCCCGGACGGAGGGAUGAACGAUGAAGGGAAUGAUGAAGACCUGGAGGCAGAGCUGCUGAAUCUGGUGGGAGGAGGUGGGGCAGGAGGGAGAUCACAAGGGAAGAAAGGUGAUGGCAGAGCUCCUGUCGCCAUGGCUGAAAUAGAGCGAAUGGCAGCUCUUUGUAUGAAAGACCUGGAUGAUGAUGAGGAAUUGGGGGAUGAAGAUUUGGAUGAUGAUGAUCUGCUGGCAGAACUGAAUGAGGUGUUAGAGGAUGAUGACGAACAAACUCCUGCUCCCACCCCUCCUGCCGUCACGCAAACUGCUCCCAAAGUGAGCGUCACAUCCCGCUCUACUCCUCAUGCUGCUCCCAGUGGUGCAACUGGGAUGGAGUCCUGCUUAUUGGAGCGCAUCGAUAUGUACAAGACAGCCAUUUCCAAUGCCAAGGCUGUGGGGGAGACCAGCAAAGUUCGAAGAUAUGACCGUGGGUUAAAGACAAUGCAGUCCAUGUUGGCAUCUGUCAGGAAAGGAAAACCCGUCAAUGAGGAGGAGAUCCCACCUCCUGUUGCUCUUGGGGGAAAGCCCAACGCCACAGCCGAGUCCGAGCCUAUCAAGGAACGAGAGCUGGCAGAGCCCACGCUGAUUCCUUCUCCCACAAAUCAAAAACCUCUAAGGGAGGCUGCGCCAACAGCUCCUAAUACGAAGCUGCACCUUCUGACCCCGCCCCAAAAGCCUGCUGCUGCCAUCACCCCAGGAACACCUGCCAUAUCACCCCUCACCCCCAGCCAGCCUGACGCACAGCACUCCGAGCUGAAACAGGCAGUGUUGUCCAGACAGAGGGAGUAUAAGAUGGCCGCCAUAAAUGCAAAACAGAGGGGUGACGUUGACAAGGCCAAACAGCACUACCUCGUGUCCAAGAAACUGGACUUGCUGGUGGAGGCCCUGGACAGAGAUGAACCAGUAGACCUGAGCUCACUACCUCCCCCUCCUGAAAAGUUUUUAGUCUGAUUUCUUCACGGAGAAUGGAGCUCCCAACAGUGGUGUCAGUUUUCUUAUACAAUAAGUUUGAUUAAAGACCAAA